Molecule: messenger RNA, 11702 nt
Organism: Rattus rattus (black rat)
Lineage: Eukaryota; Metazoa; Chordata; Mammalia; Rodentia; Muridae
Gene: Pcnx1
Product: pecanex 1
Cellular component (GO): membrane
Source: RefSeq, a predicted model, not a curated record
GCGGCGGCGGCGACGCCGGGUGGGGAUGGGGUCGCAGACGCUGCAGAUCCUCCGGCAGGGGGUGUGGGCCGCGCUCAGCGGCGGCUGGUACUACGACCCACACCAGGCCACCUUCGUGAACGCGCUCCACCUCUACCUGUGGCUCUUUCUGCUCGGCCUGCCCUUCACGCUUUACAUGGCCCUUCCUUCUUCGAUGAUUAUAGUAGCAGUUUAUUGUCCUGUGGUAGCUGCUGUUUUCAUUGUUCUGAAGAUGGUCAACUAUCGCCUACACAGAGCAUUGGAUGCUGGAGAAGUGGUGGAUAGAAGUGCAAAUGAGUUCACAGACCAGCGCGCCAAGGCUGAACAAGGCAACUGUUCAACAAGGAGGAAAGACAGCAAUGGUCCUAGUGAUCCUGGUGGAGGGAUUGAGAUGUCAGAAUUCAUUCGAGAGGCCACACCUCCGGUUGGCUGCAGUUCAAGAAAUUCUUAUGCUGGUCUAGACCCAAGCAACCAGAUUGGCUCUGGAUCAUCUCGACUUGGAACAGCAGCAACUAUUAAAGGAGACACGGACACCGCUAAGACCUCUGAUGACAUAAGUUUGAGUCUGGGCCAGAGCUCUAGUCUUUGUAAAGAAGGAAGUGAAGAACAAGAUUUGGCAACUGAUCGCAAGCUCUUCCGCCUGGUCUCCAAUGACUCCUUCGUUUCUAUUCAGCCAUCCUUGUCCUCUUGUGGACAGGACUUACCAAGGGACUUCAGUGACAAAGUGAGCCUGCCAAGCCAUAGCCAGCACCACCGUGUUGAUCAGUCACUGUGCAGUGCCUGUGACACAGAAGUGGCUUCUCUUGUACCUUUACAUUCACACUCUUAUAGGAAGGAGCACCGGCCACGAGGAGUGCCACGCACUUCCAGCUCUGCCGUGGCUUUCCCUGACGCCUCACUGAGUGGCCUCCCUCUUUACCAACAGCAGCAGAGACGGGGGUUAGACCCAGUUACUGAGUUAGACUCAUCUAAGCCUCACUCAGGCACCAGAGAGUCCUUAGUGGGGCAGUCCUGCCCUCCUGCACAAUCUCAGCCUGCCGCUGACCGGAGAAAAAGUUACUCUCAGCCACCCACCAAGUGUGGGAAGAGCAGGGCGUUGAAUGCUGAAAAGAGUGUGGACAGCCUCAGGAGCCUGAGCACGCGGAGCAGUGGGUCCACAGAGAGCUACUGCAGCGGGACCGACAGGGACACCAACAGUACUCUCAGCAGCUACAAAAGCGAGCAGACCAGCUCCACUCACAUAGAGAGCAUCUUGUCUGAGCACGAUGAGUCUCCUAAAGUGGGAGACAAGAGUGCCCGGAAGGAGGGCUGUGCCGAGUCAGCGGAAGAGAGGUGCCACGGGGCCACUGACCGAAGGACUAGCAGUGACAAGACUGCCCUAGAGGGGAGCACACCUGCUGGGCCUCCUGAGGCCCCAGAUGCUCAGGCAUCUGAGGAGAAGCCUGACCAGGUUGCUCCCAGCAGCUCUGCAUCAGAAGAUGCCAAUAAAAACCCCCAUGCGAACGAGUUCACUGUCCCCGGGGACAGGCCGCCUGAGCAAAGUGCAGAGAGCAAAGAGGAGCAGGGCGAGAAGCCCAGCCUUUCCACAGACUCCAAAGUUUGUAAAGACGAUGGUGGGAAGCAGAAGGAAGGAGACGUCCGACCCAAAUCCUCCAGCUUAAUCCACCGGACAACUUCUGCCCAUAAGCCAGGCAGGAGGCGCACAGGAAAGAAACGGGCCAGCAGUUUUGACUCCAGUCGCCAUAGGGACUAUGUUUCCUUUCGAGGAGUUUCUGGAACCAAGCCGCACAGUGCUAUAUUUUGUCAUGACGAGGACUCUAGUGAUCAAAGCGACUUGAGCAGAGCACCCAGUGUUCAUUCUGCUCACCAUUUCAGCAGUGAUAGCUCUUCCAGUGCCACUUCUCAUUCCUGCCAGUCUCCUGAGGGCAAAUACAGUGCCCUCAAGACAAAACAUGGCCAUAAGGACCGGGGCACAGACUCAGACCACACUCACAGAGCUCAUGCAGGCCCUGAGGGAACAGCCAAAAAGAGGGCAUCUCGGAGGACUUCCAGCACACAUAGCGCCAAGACACGGGCUCGGGUUUUGAGCUUGGAUAGUGGCACUGUGGCCUGUUUGAAUGACUCAAACAGGCUGCUGGCACCGGACAGCAUAAAGCCCUUAACCACUUCAAAGUCAGAUCUUGAGGCCAAAGAGGGAGAGGUGCUGGAUGAGCUGUCUUUGCUCGGCCGGGCUUCCCAGUUAGAGACGGUCACACGGUCCAGGAAUAGUUUGCCAAGCCAGGUUGCAUUUCCUGAAGGGGAGGAGCAAGAUGCAGCCACUGGAGCAGCACAGGCCAGCGAGGAGGCAGUGGCCUUUCGCCGGGAACGCAGCACAUUUAGGCGCCAGGCAGUACGGCGCCGGCACAAUGCAGGGAGUAACCCUACCCCUCCUACCUUGCUCAUCGGACCACCCCUAAGCCUUCAAGAUGGUCAGCAAGGCCAGCAGUCCACAGCCCAGGUCAAAGUCCAGUCCCGCCCCCCAUCCCAGGCUGCAGUGCUCAGUGCUAGUGCCUCCUUGCUGGUGAGAAAAGGGAGUGUCCACUUAGACGCCUCACAUGACCAUGCAUCUGCUGUAGGCGGUAGCAGUUUGCACGAUGAACUUGGUAAGUUCUCAUCCACGCUCUAUGAGACGGGGGGCUGUGACAUGUCACUUGUGAACUUUGAACCAGCAGCAAGAAGAGCGUCCAAUAUCUGUGACACAGAUUCUCAUGUAUCAAGUUCUACCUCAGUUCGAUUUUAUCCACAUGAUAUGAUUCGGUUGAAUAGAUUGCUGACCAUUGACACAGAUCUGUUGGAGCAGCAGGACAUUGACCUAAGCCCUGACUUGGCAGCCACUUAUGGUCCCACUGAAGAAGCUGCCCAAAAAGUGAAGCACUAUUACCGCUUUUGGAUCCUACCCCAGCUCUGGAUUGGCAUUAACUUUGACAGACUCACUCUGUUGGCGCUGUUUGAUAGAAACCGUGAGAUCCUGGAGAAUAUAUUAGCUGUUGUCCUGGCUAUUCUUGUGGCUUUUUUGGGAUCCAUCCUUCUCAUCCAAGGCUUCUUCAGAGAUAUCUGGGUGUUCCAGUUCUGCCUGGUGAUAGCUAGCUGUCAGUACUCACUGCUCAAGAGUGUUCAGCCUGAUUCUUCCUCUCCCAGACAUGGCCAUAAUCGCAUCAUUGCCUACAGCAGACCAGUUUACUUCUGUCUAUGUUGUGGUCUCAUUUGGCUUCUGGAUUAUGGCAGCAGAAACCUAACUACAAGCAAGUUCAAGUUGUAUGGAAUAACCUUCACCAAUCCGCUGGUGCUGCUGUCAGCCAGGGACUUGGUCAUAGUGUUUACACUCUGUUUCCCAAUAGUAUUUUUCAUUGGUCUCCUGCCUCAGGUGAACACGUUUGUAAUGUACCUUUGUGAACAGUUGGAUAUCCAUAUCUUUGGUGGGAACGCCACCACCAGCCUGCUGGCAGCACUGUACAGUUUCCUGUGCAGCGUUGUGGCUGUCGCCUUGCUGUAUGGGUUGUGCUACGGAGCUUUAAGGGAUUCCUGGGAUGGCCAGCACAUUCCGGUACUCUUCUCUGUUUUCUGUGGUUUGCUGGGCGUAUCGUAUCACCUCAGCCGACAGAGCAGCGACCCAUCUGUACUCUUCUCUUUGAUACAAUCCAAGAUUUUUCCAAAAACUGACGAGAAGAACCCAGAAGACCCUCUGUCUGAAGUGAAGGACCCACUGCCAGAGAAGCUUAGCAAUUCUGUAAGUGAGCGUUUGCAGUCCGACCUGGUAGUGUGUGUCGUUAUUGGUGUGCUGUAUUUCGCCAUCCAUGUAAGCACAGUGUUCACAGCGUUGCAGCCUGCUCUCAAGUACGUGCUGUACGCGCUGGUCGGCUUUGUGGGGCUCGUAACCCAUUAUGUGUUGCCUCAAGUAAGGAAGCAGCUUCCGUGGCACUGCUUCUCCCGUCCUCUGCUGAAGACAGCCGAGCACAACCAGUACGAAGUCCGAAAUGCAGCCACCAUGAUGUGGUUCGAGAAACUUCAUGUGUGGCUUCUUUUUGUGGAGAAGAAUGUCAUCUACCCACUGAUUGUCCUCAAUGAACUGAGCAGCAGUGCAGACACGAUUGCUAGCCCAAAGAAACUAGACACAGAGUUGGGUGCCUUGAUGAUCACCAUCGCUGGCCUGAAGCUGCUGCGCUCCUCCUUCAGCAGCCCCACGUACCAGUACAUCACUGUCAUCUUCACUGUGCUCUUUUUCAAGUUUGACUAUGAAGCCUUCUCAGAGACGAUGCUGCUGGACCUCUUCUUCAUGUCUAUCCUGUUCAGCAAGCUCUGGGAACUCCUCUAUAAACUGCAGUUCGUGUACACCUACGUCGCUCCCUGGCAGAUCACGUGGGGCUCUGCAUUCCAUGCCUUUGCUCAGCCCUUUGCGGUGCCCCACUCAGCUAUGCUGUUCGUUCAGGCGGUGGUGUCAGCCUUGUUCUCAACCCCUCUAAACCCCUUCCUGGGGAGCGCCAUAUUCAUCACCUCAUAUGUUAGGCCUGUCAAGUUCUGGGAGAGAGACUACAACACAAAACGUGUAGACCAUUCAAAUACCAGAUUGGCUUCUCAGCUUGAUAGAAAUCCAGGAUCAGAUGACAACAAUCUCAAUUCUAUCUUCUAUGAACAUUUGACCAGAUCCCUACAGCACAGUCUUUGUGGUGAUCUGCUGCUAGGACGGUGGGGGAACUACAGUACUGGAGACUGCUUCAUCCUUGCCUCUGACUAUCUCAAUGCAUUGGUCCACCUCAUAGAGACAGGCAAUGGCCUGGUCACUUUCCAGCUUCGAGGACUUGAAUUCCGAGGUACCUACUGUCAGCAGCGGGAAGUGGAAGCCAUCACAGAAGGAGUAGAAGAGGACGAAGGGUUUUGCUGUUGUGAGCCUGGCCAUGUUCCUCAUGUGCUUUCCUUUAACGCUGCAUUUGGCCAGCGCUGGCUGGCAUGGGAAGUGGUCGUCACUAAGUACAUUCUGGAGGGCUACAGCAUCACUGACAACAGUGCCGCGUCCAUGCUUCAAGUCUUUGACCUUCGCCGAGUACUUACCACCUACUACGUCAAGGGCAUCAUUUAUUAUGUCACAACCUCCUCCAAGUUGGAGGAGUGGCUGGCUAACGAGACAAUGCAGGAGGGAUUGCGUCUGUGUGCAGACCGGAACUAUGUUGAUGUGGACCCAACUUUUAACCCAAACAUCGAUGAGGACUAUGACCACCGGCUGGCAGGCAUAUCUCGGGAGAGUUUCUGUGUGAUUUACCUCAACUGGAUAGAGUACUGCUCUUCCCGCAGAGCAAAGCCACUUGAUGUGGAUAAAGAUUCUUCUCUGGUGACUCUUUGUUAUGGACUCUGUGUUCUGGGACGAAGAGCUUUGGGAACAGCCUCCCACCAUAUGUCCAGUAACCUGGAGUCCUUCCUCUACGGAUUGCACGCCCUGUUUAAAGGGGACUUCCGGAUUUCUUCAGUCCGAGACGAGUGGAUCUUUGCUGACAUGGAGCUGCUAAGGAAAGUUGUCGUCCCUGGAAUCCGCAUGUCCAUUAAGCUCCACCAGGAUCAUUUCACAUCCCCAGAUGAGUAUGACGACCCCACUGUACUCUAUGAAGCCAUCGUGUCUCAUGAGAAGAACCUCGUGAUAGCCCACGAAGGGGACCCUGCAUGGCGGAGCGCAGUCCUUGCCAACUCUCCCUCCUUGCUGGCUCUGCGGCAUGUCAUGGACGAUGGCACCAAUGAGUACAAGAUCAUCAUGCUCAACCGACGCUACCUGAGCUUCAGGGUCAUUAAGGUGAAUAAGGAGUGUGUCCGAGGCCUCUGGGCAGGGCAGCAGCAGGAGCUUGUUUUUCUCUGAAACCAGAACCCAGAGAGAGGCAGCAUCCAGAAUGCCAAGCAGGCACUGCGGAACAUGAUAAACUCAUCUUGUGAUCAGCCUAUUGGCUACCCCAUCUUCGUGUCGCCCCUUACCACGUCUUAUUCUGACAGCCAUGACCAGCUCAAAGAAAUUCUUGGGGGACCAAUCAGCUUGGGAAACAUCCGGGACUUCAUAGUAUCCACCUGGCACAGGCUAAGGAAAGGCUGUGGAGCCGGCUGUAACAGUGGUGGCAAUAUUGAAGAUUCUGACACUGGAGGUGGAACUUCCUGUCCUGCUAACAGUGCCACCACUGCCAGUGAUCCCCACAACAGUGUGCCCCAAGGAAGCACGGGACACCCGGGGCAGGGAGCAGGAUCCGGACUCCACCCGCCCACCACAUCAUAUCCUCCAACACUAGGCACUAGCCACAGUGCCCACUCGGUGCAGUCCAGUCUGGUCAGACAAUCACCGGCACGCGCCUCCAUGGCCAGCCAAUCUUCCUACUGCUACGGCAGCCGGCAUUCGUCCCUCCGCAUGUCCACCACGGGGUUUGUGCCAUGCCGGCGAUCCUCUACCAGCCAGAUAUCACUUCGAAACUUGCCGUCAUCCAUCCAGUCCCGCCUCUCCAUGGUAAACCAGAUGGAAGCUGCCAGCCAGGGUGGCAUGGGCUGUGUGCAGCAUGGCCUGCCCUCCUCCAGCAGCUCCAGCCAAAGCAUCCCGGCCUGCAAGCAUCACACCCUCGUGGCCUUCCUGGGGGCAGAGGGCGGUCAGAGCGGUGCCACUGAGGCCCAGCCAGGCAACACCUCGAGUCCUGCCACCAUUUCACAUGCCAGAAAGGGGGAAGUGGUUUACAGGGUCCAGAUUGUGGAUCUCAGUCAGAUUCUGGAAGGGAUCAACGUGUCAAAAAGGAAAGAGCUACAGUGGCCUGAUGAAGGAAUUCGGUUAAAAGCUGGGAGAAACAGCUGGAAAGACUGGAGUCCUCAGGAGGGCAUGGAAGGCCAUGUGGUUCACCGAUGGGUGCCUUGCAGCAGAGACCCAAGUACAAGGUCCCACAUCGACAAGACAGUGCUUCUUGUCCAGAUCGAUGAUAAAUACGUGACUGUAAUUGAAACCGGGGUUCUAGAGCUGGGGGCAGAAGUGUGAGCGCGUGCUGCACACCUGGGCUCCUCUCCUGGCUUCUCAGCCCCGGGAGAGAAAGCACGGUUGCCGAAGAUCCACCUACGGGGACCGACCGCCUGCCCUUCUCAGCAAAGGCUUGACCAGUGGCUUGGUUAAGCUCCUCUCCACCCUGACUCCUGUCACGGUCGUCAUCCUCAAAGCUGAAGUAUUUUUUUAAGUUAGCUGCAUGAAAGGCAGAGCUGUGGGAGCCUCCGGAUGGAAGGCUCUCCAUGCAUCCAUGCUUUGACCCGCGGACUCUCGUCUCUAACUCUAAGCUCAUAUUUUUCUAAUUUCUUUGCCAAAAACAGUUGCCAUGGUUUUUGUUGUAGAAAAUGAAAUCCACUGACCAUGAUCUUUGCAAACAGACCCAUGUGGAAGCGUUGGGUUCGACAUGUAACAGUGUAAAGUUUAAUGUACAGUGAGAAAGAGGAUGGACAGACAGACGUAGGUUUAUCUUAGUCCUUGAACACUAAAAACUUUAAUGAAAAAAACUGCACUAAUUUUUUACAGCAAUGCACUAAAUCUGAGGUUUCUCAGAACGUUUAUUUAUAUAUAAAAAUAAAAUACCAUUAUUUAAAUUGCCUUCAGGACAAGCCCCUCCCUUUCCUGACGCAGCCAGCAAACCGCUGCUCCUUUUCUGUUAGCGCGCUGGGCGCUGGAGACACUGGCAGCUUCAUCCCUCGCCUUUCCCAGAGCUGGGGAUCAGUGCAUCCACCUGGCGAGGGAUCGCCCGUGUGCCACACAUGUCCAGCGUGGCAGGUCCUGUCAGGGUUACUUCUGGAACAUACUUUUGCUUUUUAAGACGAAGACAAAGGCCCAGGAAUUGAAGAAAGGAUCAGUUGCCUCUUAUUUAAAGAGUUCCUAGCUCUUGACAUUACUCACAUGAAGUUCAGUUUCACAAGUAAAAUGUUUUCAAACAAAAUUGUCUAUGUGGUCAGUUCUUGAUCUGCCAUCAAUAGCAGCUCUCUGCUCUCUGCUCCUUCCCGCUCUUUCUCCAUUACUUGAAUUUAUUUUCUGUAAUGUAUAGUGUAUACCUGUCUUUAAAAUAUUUAUGACUGUGAAAAUGACUUAAUUCAUAUGUUGUCCCAUAAAUUAUAUUGGUUUUUUAAAAGAGCAUGUAUUCAGGAAAUAUGUACCUUGGAUUUACAGUGUGGCUGCGUACAAACUGCAGUUUAGGGUUCAUUUGCAACUUUAAGCAUUUUUUAAUUUGUUUUAAAUUCCAAAGAAAAUGGCCCACCUCUUCUGAGCACCUGGGGCAGCCGUCUGUCUCCCUGCGGACAGACAGUAGAAGGCAGUAGGUCAGUUCAUUCUGAUGUCCCAUGAUUACCCUGUCCAGUUAUGACCAUUCCAACGUGUGGCUUCUGUAUUAGGCCACCCUAAUGUCGUAUCCUCUGAGGUGAGAGGAGAGAGCUGACGAGGAUACAGGCGUCGGGUGUACAGCACUGCAGGAACAAGGAGCACUAACAGCAGGCUAGAGGACCUCUGACAGGAUGGCUUCAAGCCCUGUUUGUAGUUCCUUCUGUUACUUUAAAGUCGGUGUUCAGAACCCAAUGUGCCUUGUAUUGACGUUUCCAUAGACUUCUAACUUUGCAGACUUUAUCCUUUAAAAAUAUUUGUCAAAAGACUUGCUGAAUCUUUACAAAAAGGGGCACUUUCUCUUUGUAAAUUGACCACUGUAAAGUGUAUUUUCCCACUACAGUUACUCUGUCCCAGCCUCUUACUUGGGCAAAUCUCUGCUGGCCGGUGUGUUCUGGGGUCUGGCUGUGUUUAACCUUCCCAAAGGACUUGUGCUCCCUGCUGCUUGCUUGUUCCCUGCUCAAAAUGAGUCUGCUCUUGCCAUGGCCGUUCCCAGGCGGCGAAAGAGAGGGUUUGCCAUCUAAGAUGGAAAAUAAUCCAUUUCACCAGAGAAAGAAUCAGAAGAUAAACUGUAGAUGACUUGGUCAAAGGGUCAGAGUUCUGUUCAUGCCUGAUCUCCCUAAUAAUCGUUAGAUGUUAUAUGCGCUGAAAGGAAGGUUCCAUAUGUCAGACAGAGCUCUGUAUGGAACAUGUACAGUGAGUCCUAACUGGGAGAGUUGGACACUUUCCUUGAAACAAGUUAUUGUUUGUUACCAUAUAACUUUAUUAAAUUUUGAGUUAGGAACCCUAAGAGAAGUCUUGUUUUUAGUUUUUUAGUCUAAAACCAAUAACCUUCAAAAAAGAAAGUACUACUUUUCUAAUUACAGCAGGAAAGAUAAUGAUAAUUAAAGAUUUGUGUUUUAAGAUUAAGUUUAUCAUCAUUUGUUUUUCUUCAAGUACCCAGUGUUUUGGGUUUUCUGCUUAGCUUUUUCACUAAAAUGCAGAAUUCCGACAUGCUUUAGUCCAUAACUACGGGAACUUAAGAGUUCCAUAGUUUUGCAGGUAAUUUAGAACCGCUCUGUGGCUCCUUGGACGCCGCUGCCUGAUCGAGGUCUGUUCUUUGGUUUUCCCCUUUAUCUUGCCCCAUUGUAGGAGGACAGUGCGGCAGGGGCCUUGUCUUCGGCAACCAAGAAGCAACAACAAAGCAGCCUGUCUGUAGCCCUAAACUAAAAGCUGUUGGUGAACCCUGGGCCCGUGCACCAUGUCCACGCAACGCGCUUCACUUUCUCCACAAAUGUGGAUUAGCACACAGUGGUGCCAUGGGAGCUGGGAGGGUAGAGGUGGGGCGGGCAGAGGCUUUACAGAGAAACAGUAAUUGCUCUUUAGGCACUCAGGGAAGAGCUCCAUCAGCAGCGGAGAAGCCAGAUUGCAGGGGUUUUGAAUUUUUUUUCAAGUAUAUUGAUAAUAGUUAAGGACCGUGAACCAGAAGAUAAGGGACAAUAUAUUUCUCUCUUGAAAGGCACAUAAAAAAUGACUCUGGUACUGAAUGUCAAGCAGUGCAUGCAGAUUCUUACAGAGCAAACCAUAGCUCUCACUAAGAACUUUCUGGAUUGGUUUAUUUUAUUUCUCUCUCUCCUCUCAAAAUAUAAAACACAGCCUCACAUUUGAGCAAGAGCCACCUGCCGCUUUACACUGUACAGUUUCCCACCAGCAUCCUCCUGCCUCAGCCCAGACUUACCUGAUGAGUCUGUCUUGCAUCACUCAUCAAAAACUGGGUCUUUAGUGUUUGCCCAGUGUCUAAAAUCAUCCAUCUCUUUAGGUAAAUUUCAGUCAGCCUUUGUUCUAAAUAUAUGACUUGAAAAAAAUUCUUUGAAUUCUUUGAAGUUGUGUGUACACUACUGCAGUGUGAACUGUUGUCCAGUGUAUCAGUUGCUUUCAUAUUUAAAGUGCUUUUCUAUUAGUAUAAGCAAAUUUAUUUCUGCAUUUUUGCCUUUAAAGUCCUUAGUAUUCUUUCUCAUCUCUUUUUUAAUAGCUACAUAAAGUUACUUUGGACACAGACCCACUGAACUUUCCACGUGAGAUGAUCCGUCUCUCCCAGAGGCAUUUUCUGAACUCCAAGAUGAAUGGAGACCGUCAGUUAAAGCUUUAAGUGGUGGGUGUAGCCUGUUGCUGGCCUUGAACUUUGUGUUUCAGGCUUAGAUGGAUAGUGAGCCUUUCUGAUGGGGCAAAGGAGGGAUAUUAGAUACCGCAGUGUAUUUAGGUGAUAAGAAUUUUAUACACAGGCUUUUUAUUCUAAGUAUUUGAAGACCAGCUGUUUUCUUGGUUUCUCUUUUCAAGCCAUCUAGUUGUUAGGCACCACCCAGGCAGCCACAUUAGGAAGUUGUCACCUAUUUACAGGCUGUAAUCAGAAAGGAAUUGCUUAUCAAACAGGUCUGGAAGGAUCUAAUGUGCUUCAAUGCAGAUGUCUCUCUUUUGUGAUAGAGUCAUCUGUCCAGAACUGUCUGGUGAGAAUUUCUCUUUCUUGCCUAGAAAGGUGUUCUUUCUGAGUUGGGGCUGAAGUCCAUCUCUGAGCUGAACAUCCCGAUGUGCCCAUUUGUGGGCUCAGCAUCGAGGUCCGGGAAGUGAAGUCAGGCAGGGUUACACACAGCUUCUGUGCCACACUCAUACCUAUUAUAGCCGUUCCUUUUUCCUGGCUUCAGCUCUGUGCCUGACAGUUUGUGAUCCUCUGGAGCCAGUGAGGGGAAGGGGGGGAGGUCCUCUGACAGGCGGUGAGGAUGAAUCUGUCACCUGCACAGUAGAGGAUGUCAUGACUGCUCCAGGUGACUCUGGGGUUUGGUGUGCUUGUUACUGAACAAAAUUACUUCCUAAGCUUGAGUCUGCAGCCAAAAUGACAGGAAUGAGAAGGCUCUUUUUGCCUAUGCUUUCUUAAAACUGUAGAUGAGUAAAUUGUCAACAUGGAUGAUGUUAGCCCUCUACAAGCCUGGCAUGGAGCUCUGCAUGGGGGAAAGGAAGAAGCAGUGUUAGAAAUGGUUGUGGGCGACUGUGCCUGUGGAAGGAGAGCGGCUUUCCCUUUUCUCCUCAUGGGCUCUGAAAGGUCAUUGCCUUUACCAGCAUCCAGUAUACACCAGAGAUAAGGGUAUGUGUCCAUGCGCGUGUCUGUGAGUGUGUGUGUGAGCGUCACUGUAAACAGCUUGUAAAUACUAUAGUUGUUUAAAAUGGAAAAUAAAAGCUGAGAAGUCUUUUGACAUAUAUUGAUCAGAAAAAAAUACAGUAUUGACUGUGGAUAAAAACAGGAAAUAAAUUUUUUCAUUUU